UCGGAGAGAGGGAGAGCCCGCUCUCUGGAAGCAUCGUCGCUCUUCUUCUCCGUCCGUCCAAAAGAACUCUCUAGAACCCAAUCCCCACUUCCAUAAAAACCUCCUCCCAUCUUUUCUUUUCUCGCGUUCUGAAAUUCCAAUCCAAUCGCUCUUUACUUCGAUCAACCCUUUGAUCUUUCCCUGAGCUUGGUGUUUUGGAAAUGGAGGAGGACUUCGAUCUCCCGGCGGGCGAGGAGGAGAUGAACGACCUCCCCAACGAUGACUUCGAGCCCAACCCCAUCCUUAAGGUCGGGGAGGAGAAGGAGAUCGGCAAGCAGGGCCUCAAGAAGAAGCUCCUCAAGGAGGGCCAAGGCUGGGAGACCCCCGUAGUCGGCGACGAGGUCGAAGUGCAUUACACUGGGACGCUGCUGGAUGGCACAAAGUUCGACUCGAGCCGUGAUCGCGGGACGCCAUUCAAGUUUAAGCUUGGCCAAGGAGGAGUUCAAAAUGAGCAUGAUAGGAGAACUUACAUUUUUUUUCUCGGAUUUCAGAUCAAGCAAACGAAGGAAGGAAUCUUCAUCAAUCAAAGUAAAUACAGAAGAGAGCUACUAAAGAGAUUUAGGAUGGAGACUGUCAAGACUAUCGACACCCCUAUGAGCCCUUCGUGCAAAGCUUGACAAGGAUGAAGGAGGUAUAAAGGCAUUCAAAAAGGAGAAAAAAUAUAAGAGAAAUAAAAGAAAAAAGGAUUGAAAAGAAAUUUCAGCUCCAAGAUAAAGAAGUAUUCAUUUGAAGCUCAACCACCUCUCAAAAGGGGAUUCAACUCUUCAUUCUAUCUGAGGGUGUUUCCAAAAGCUUCUCCUUAUUCAGUAAAGUGUAUUUUAAAGUUUCAUUUUACUUAUUAAGGAGCUAAACCUGAUUUACAUUGUUAUAUUUUUUGUUCUCGCUUGCUGUUUUGUAUAUAAGUUUUGAGGGGUUCCAAAAUUUGGGAAAGGUUGUUGCGAGCUUUAAAUAGGAGUGUAUUGGUUGGCUUGUACUAGAAAAAUAAGUUUCUAGCUUGGAAAGCUAGGGUCGAUGGGAUUCGACUUGUAAUCGUUGUAUACGAUUAGUGGAUUGGAAUUCUCAAGUAGAAGCUUGGGGAGUAGAUGUAGGUACAAGGUUGGUACCGAACCACUAUAAAUCCUCUUUGUUUGUGAUAACUUGUUUACUCUUCUUGCAUCCUAGUGUUAUUCACUCGCUUACUAGUUUCAUUAUUCAAUACAUUGUUCACUAUUGACACUACACAUUAUACUUCACACUCUUAACACAUUUUUGUGGUUUACUCUUCACUUAAAAUAUUGCAUAGCUGGGCAACAAGAAUUAUGCAUCAAAAUAUUGCUUGAGCUCAACAUAUUUUUUCAACUUGACAAUUCCGGACGAAUCACUUAGCCAAUGCUGUUAAUGUUCUAGAAAACCUUCCACAACAUAUCUUGCUAAAGAACAGUAUGUUUGUACUUGUGACUAGUAUUAAACCUUCAGGUCCUAGAUCUGAUGAAUAUCUCGUCGAUCUUUAACUACUGUGGUAGGUGACGAUGGUUUUUCUUAGGAACAACUCAUUAUAAGUGUAUUUUAUUCAUGCUUUUCAUAAGUAGAGCAAAAUGGAGUACUGGACUUGGUUGUGUCUGCACACUAGGGAAAGAGAAGAAGCAAAGAGAUCCAGUCUAAGCAUAAAAGAUUUCACGUCCCUGCACUCAAAAAUGGGAAAACAGUGUGAUAUUUGAAUCUGUGUCUCAUUUACCUGGCAUUCUGCAGAUUUGGUGAAAUGAAUUCCCCAUGCAAUUAUCCCACACCAAGUAUGUACAAACAACAGGAACCUUAUAUGGUACAGUAGUUCUAACACUACUCCUAUAUGACAUCCAUCCAGAAACUGACUUUGUGGCGUUACUUUUUCUUUUUUUGAAGAAAAAUUUACUGGCAACAAUUAUUAAAGCAAAGUUGCAUCAAAAACCUGCAAAAAUAUCUUUUGAUCAUAUGACUUAUCUCAUGGACAAAAGAAUUGAAAUGAAUGCACAACGCAAAGAUUAUUAUGAGGUUCUUGAGACAAAAAAAAGGGGGGGAAAAAUUAAAAGAACAAAGAUCAGAACACUGCAGUUAUAAGAUAUUUUGUAGAUACUAGCGAGGCAACUAUAAAAUUUAUCUUCUCAGCAAGCAAAGCAUGAGGGUCCCAUCUUGCAAUGAAAAAAUGACCAGCAACUUGACUAUAAAAAUCUUGUGACUAUGCAAAGAUUGAGGCCCCACAUUGCAAUUGAAAAAUGGCAGUGAUGAGGCCUUAAUCUGCAUGGACAAAAAGAUUAACUACAAAAUUAAGGGCGGUUGAGGCUUGGUCCGUUGUCAAACAUAUUGAUUGAAAGAAUGAUCUAUAAGCAUUACUUAUGAGCAGCACAUAAAUGACAACCAAGCCGAUUUUCUCAUUCUUUCCAGCUGAAUGCCUUGAAGAAGAAUUCCUCUCUUUCUGAUCUAUUCUGUUGGAAGAACAGUCUGAUAUAAUCUCUGGUACCAUUUUGGAACUUGGAACUUGUGUGCUACCUUCAUCAUUGCAGAUCUUGACCCUCUUUUCUCGAUGAUGCUGUCUUGUGGUCUUGUGCAUUUUCUAUUUGUUGUUUGCUUUCAAGAUUUACUUGAUAAAGAGGGGCUCUCAAGGAACAACGAGGUUCUUCGCAAUUAGAGAUUAUUACCUCCUCAAUGAUCUCAGUGGACUCAUUAACUGAUUAUGAAGAAGAAUCACUGCAUUUUGGGUCCUGCAUUGGUUUGAUAGAUCAGGUUGGCUACUGGGUUCAACAUACAUUAUGGAAGAGGAGGCCUUGGGGAGAUUCACAUUUUUGACAUUGUUAAGUGAAACUGCAUCAUCCAUUAUUAAUUUAGAAGCUUGCAAGUUCUUUUGUGUUGGGGCAUUGAUGGGUGGUAAAGCUUGUAUCAGAAGGCAAUUCUUCAGUGACGUUUCUUUUCA
Elaeis guineensis (African oil palm) is the source of this 2962-nucleotide messenger RNA. NCBI's taxonomy places the organism in Eukaryota, Viridiplantae, Streptophyta, Magnoliopsida, Arecales, Arecaceae. The record is from RefSeq and is a predicted model, not a curated record.